CACAAUUAGCGUUAUCCAAAUACUCCAACAAGCAAAAAGUAUCUUGCUGCUGCUUACUAGUUUAUCUUCAUUCUUCGGCUGCGAAGAAGAUAUUCAAUUACCACUGGUGAUGCUCUAGUACAGAAAAAUGGCUUCGGUUUCCGCUAUAAGCUCACCAAAUAUCCCUUCAUUCUGCAGGAAACCCAUAUCCAAAAACCUAAUUUUACGCCCAUUUGUAGUGGAUUUCCCUUGGUGCCGAGCCCGAACGAGUGGGAUAAAGACAAAUCCGGACGGCGCUGGCCCGACUUCGAAUGGGGGAGCGGAUUUGUUGAGAUGGCCAGCGUCCUCGGACCCCGGCGGCGAUGAUGAUCCGGCUGAUGAGGCUGGGGAGAAGAAGGGUGGAGAUGGUGACACGUGGGUGGACUGGGACGACCAGAUUUUGCAGGACACUGUUCCCCUCGUUGGCUUUGUUAGGACGGUUCUUCACUCUGGGAAAUACGCAAGUGGUGAUAGAUUGAGUCUUCAGGAUGAGAAGACCAUCCUGGAGAAGCUACUUGCAUAUCAUCCAGCGUGUGAAAAGAAGAUUGGAUGUGGAGUUGAUUAUAUUACGAUUGGAUACCAUCCUAAUUUUCAGAGCUCAAGAUGCUUAUUCAUAGUUCGGAAUGAUGGAGAAUUGGUUGAUUUUUCGUAUUGGAAAUGCAUAAAAGGCUUGAUUAGAAAAAAUUAUCCUCUGUAUGCGGACAGCUUUAUUAUGAGGCAUUUUUCGCCGAGUAGGCGUAGAGACUGAAGGUGAACAAUUUUUGUCAUGGAAAUUUCUGUCCGUCUAUUGCUUACUGUAUUCCGAAGGUUAUAAUUUUAGUUGAAUUUGGUGGGUUAAAUUAGUAUAUGAUACUUUAAGGAAGGCUUAUUGAUUGAUUGUUGUAUUUUGUAUAAUUUCAUUGUAUGGCAUAAAUUUGGAGGAAAUUGCAAAUUUGGUCCCGUUAGAUUGGGACGGUCGCAAUUUUAGUCUCAAGAGGUGCAAUUUCAGUCUUUAACUAAUUUUUCUUACGUAAUUGAUCCCAAAUCUAACUGACCGUUAAGUCACCGUUAAAUUUCAGGACUAAAUUUGC
Molecule: messenger RNA, 1088 nt
Organism: Striga asiatica
Lineage: Eukaryota; Viridiplantae; Streptophyta; Magnoliopsida; Lamiales; Orobanchaceae
Source: the annotation of a GenBank genome assembly